GCACUAUGGUUCCUAGGACCACAUUUUCUGGCCAAAAUCGAUUUUUAAAAGUUCCGAUUUUUCGUCGGUUCUUUUUACCAUCACUAAGCUGAUACUUCGCAUGAGUUAAUUGCAUAUUUUGUUUUCCCUUUAAUCGGUUUACCGUUAUGUGGUCAGCAGUUAAAUUGUAACUUUGCCUAUUUGCUUAUACAAGUGGUGAAAUUUGGCUGAAACUCAAAACUGAAUAUUUUAUAAACAAAUUAAAAUUAACUAAAAGAAAAAAAUGGAAACUAACAAUAAAGACCACUACUCCGUGCGAUUUGCUGAUUUAUUUGAAGUAUGGAAGGAGGAGGCAAACACGUGUGUUAGACAGACAGCAGUUUUUGAUUUUUUGUUAGAAAACGUUAUUGCAAUUGACGUUUCCGAUGAAUACACUGUCUAUUUAAAGGAAAAAAAUAGAAUUAUAUGUAAAUAUAUUAAUGACAGAUGGGGAAAAAGUCAUCGGCGUGUAGAUGUAUUUUUGAAACAAAAUGCAAACUGGCUUUUAACAAAAACCGAAAUAAUGAAACCGGAGUUGUCAUAUUCUAUACCAAGCACAUCAAAAGUAGGCCGUAAAUCCCUUACAUUUAAUGAAAAAUCUGCAAGAACGCAAAGAAGAGAACCUGCGGAAUUAUCGAAACAGCAAGACGACAAUAUUGACUUAAUGGUGUCCGCUGCGUCUACGGCUGCCCGUAAAAGAGGUCAAAUAGAUUUCGCUGUAACUUUAAAAAGGACUUUAAACAACUCAAAUGAAAUGUCUAAUAUAAGAAAACUAGUAGUAGUAGUUCACUCCAAAAAGAUCAUCGAAAACAUGGUACUUCCAAUUGGUUAUUUUGGUGAAGAAGCCUCAGAAUCGCGAAAUAAAAUUUAUAAAUCGGAUAGGGUACAUUAUGCUCGGAAAAACAGCCGAAUUAGCAAUCUAACUGACGUGAUUAAUAGAGCUUUUGACACAUCAGAUCCUUUAUUUUCUAGCAUUAGCCUCGACAAACGCAUAAAAAAACAAAAACGAAUGCAACUUCCUAAGGAAGUUAUUGCUUUAUUAAGCUCUGCGGAUGGUGACGCUGAUACAUUUUCUGCAAACGACGUUGAUAAAAAUGAUGAAAACGACGAAUGUAAUUUGGGCCUUAACUGUGGAUACGAAGAGCUAUUAAAUAAUUUAGAAUUAGAAAAUGAUUCAAUUUAAUAUUUAUGUACAUAUGUUACUACGCUGGUGUUUGCUUCUUAUAUGUUAACUAAAAAAUAUUUUAUUAUUUACUACUAACGGUAAUAAGUUUAAACAAACAUA
Messenger RNA from Bactrocera dorsalis (oriental fruit fly), 1303 nucleotides. RefSeq lists its product as uncharacterized. The coding region runs from base 263 to 1201 and encodes 312 amino acids. Lineage: Eukaryota; Metazoa; Arthropoda; Insecta; Diptera; Tephritidae. The transcript is spliced from 2 exons. The record is from RefSeq and is a predicted model, not a curated record.